Aureococcus anophagefferens is the source of this 1236-nucleotide messenger RNA. RefSeq lists its product as hypothetical. Bases 1 to 1236 code for a protein of 411 amino acids. Lineage: Eukaryota; Pelagophyceae; Pelagomonadales; Pelagomonadaceae. The transcript has a single exon. The record is from RefSeq and is a predicted model, not a curated record. Gene Ontology annotation, molecular function: calcium ion binding.
AUGUCGAACGCCAAGGAGAAGGGCCUCCGCGUGGACCAGAUCUUCAAGUACUUCAAGUCCGAGGGCGCGGGCGACGACGACGACAUCACGCCCGACGACUUCGAGGCGGCCAUGAAGAAGCUGGGCUGGUCCAUCUCGGCCGGCGAGCUCGCGGCGUUGAUCGACCACUUCGACGAGGACAAGAACGGCACCGUGUCCAUGGAGGAGUUCCUGCACUACUGCCUCCACAUCCCGACCCUCGCCUGGAAGGCCGAGAAGCUCCGCCGCGAGCGCGAGGCCGCCGCGCGCGCGCCGAAGCCGUCGCUCGAGGACCGGCUCGCGCCCGAGGACGACGAGGGCGACGACGCGCCCGAGGACGGCGCGUCCCCCGAGGCGCUCGCCGCGCCGCUCGUCGACGCCGACGGGUCGCCCGGGAUCAAGAAGCCGCCGAGCUCGCCGAAGCGGUCGCGGCUCUCGCCCGACCAGAUCUACGCGGGCCAGAAGCCCCUUUGGAAGUCGAAGCAGUUCCUCACGCUCAAGAUCGGCUACGAGAAGACGCUCAAGGUUUUAGCCGUGAGCGCCAAGGACGCCGACGACACGGUCUUCGCGCCGCUCUUCGUCGACGCGACGCGCGUGCUCGAGGCGAAGCGGGACCACUUCGACGGCCUCGUGGCGGCGGAGCUCGAGGCCCGGUCGAAGAAGCAGGGCGGCGCGUCCCCCGGGAAGCCCGAGAAGCAGGCCGCCGGCGACGAGGUCGUCGCGCAGGAGCUCGCGAAUUUCGUGAUCCGCCGCGUCGGCACGGCCGCGGGCGACGCGUCGACGCUCGUGCUCGCCAUGCUGUCCAGCGACGGCGAGCUCAAGGCGAGCGACGUCGUCUACCGCAAGAACCCGGGCGUCCACGCGCUCCAGGUCGCGCCCGCGACGUCGCGGCGCCCGUCGAUGGAGGACUUCAACGCGAUGACCGCGGAGGUCGGCGAGGCCCGCGAGGCCGCGGCCGUCGAGCGCGCCGCGGGGUCCGCGGCCAUGGAGCGCCUCCGCAAGUCGCUGGACGCGUUCACGAUCAAGCACGCGAAGCCCUUCCGCGACAUGGACAACACGGAGAAGCUCAAGUUCCUCCUCGUCCGCUUCUCCUUCAAGCACAUGGUCAACAAGGUCACGCACCGCCUCAACCACUCCAAGGUCUACAAGGCCAUGCUCGCCGAGCAGGCCGCGAAGAAGCGGAACUACGGCCGCCGCCCGUCCCUCGGCGACCUCUGA